Messenger RNA from Poecilia latipinna (sailfin molly), 1460 nucleotides. RefSeq names its product tektin 4 (gene tekt4). The coding region runs from base 210 to 914 and encodes 234 amino acids. Gene Ontology annotation, biological process: cilium movement involved in cell motility; cilium assembly. Lineage: Eukaryota; Metazoa; Chordata; Actinopteri; Cyprinodontiformes; Poeciliidae. The transcript has 7 exons. The record is from RefSeq and is a predicted model, not a curated record. Gene Ontology annotation, cellular component: microtubule cytoskeleton; nucleus; sperm flagellum.
AGAACAGAGAACAACAUGGACAGUGGCAAAAAUGAAAAGGUGGCGCAGAAAGAAAUGCAUCUAUAAAGUGGCAAGUUCUUCAGGCAGACUGUGUAAAGGGUUAAUAGGAGGUGGACUUGAUCAGGAGCAUUCAGGCUCUUCUGAAGAAAACCGCAGCUCAGGUUGUCGCUCAGAUCAAGAGGAACCGAAGCGCCCAGCAAACAUUAGAGAUGGACUGGUCUGAUAAGUGUCAGGCCUACAGCUUUGACGACACCUGUGGGAGAAACAAUAACAUGAGUCCAGACACACAGCAGCAUCCCAGUUCUGCCACCAUGCAGGAGCACGUUUCUACCCCCUCAUCAUGGACAAAGUUUACUCAAGACAACCUGUCCAUGGCCCUGCAGGAGGAUCAUGCCACCAAGAGUCUCAGAAUGCUUGUGGAGCAAAUGCUGCAGGACACCACUGAGGAUCUGAGAGUCCAAUGCGCCAGUGUGGACCGAGCCUUCAGCCUGCGCUGUGAGGACCUUAUUGAGGCCAAGACCCAGCUCGAGAUGAAGCUGGCUCAGACUCUGGAGCAAAUUGGUGCCCAGGAGAAGAACAUUGAGGUCCUACAGCGGGCCGUCCACAACAAGGAGGCUCCACUGAGGGUGGCUCAGUCCAGACUCUACCUUCGCUCUCUCAGACCAAACAUGGAGCUCUGCAGGGACCAACCCCAGCUCAGUCUGGAGGGAGAAGUGAGGCAGAUUGAUGCCUCCUUGGAGUCUCUGAAGCAGAAGCUGAGUGAAGCCAGGAGCUCCCUGUCCCGUCUGGAGGAGUCAAGGAUGGCUCUAGAGAAGGACAUAAGCUGUAAAACCAAUUCACUGUUUAUUGAGAGGGAAAAGUGCAUGAUUCACCGUAAACGAUACCCAACCGUCUCAGUGCUCUCAGGAUACUGAACUUGACUACAUAAUUUGGGAUGGUUCUGCUUGACAGUUUGAACAGUAUCAUGUGAAAAGUUAAAAUCUUGGAACAUUGUUUUAUAACCCAAGUCUUAUAUCUCCACAACUUUAUUCCUGACCUGUUUGUUGUUUUCCUAGAGGCUCCCACAUAUACUGUGUCGCCGUGACUCCAUGAACAACGUCUGUAGAGAGUUGAAAUUUCAUAAUCGAGGGUAUCGAUUUACGAAAUUUAUCUCAACAAAUUCCUUCAUUUCUCACAAUUUCAGACAUGGCAUCAACAAACACGGAGGAUGUGUGACACAGAGUAUGGGUACUAAGUUUUAAAAAUGUACCUUUGUCCGCUUUGAGUAUGCAGGGGCUUCAACAGAGUGAAGUGUGCCUGAGUAUCUGAGAGCCUUUAGUCUUCUUGAUGCUGUUUGCUCAUUAUUGCUAUAUAACAAAUGGCUAAAGUCUUCAAAUAAUUUUUUUUCUUCCACUUCACUACUUUGAACUGUUCUAUGAAAUAUAAAAUCACAUUCCAAUAAAAGUUUGUUUGUUUGUAAC